GUGGUGCUCGCUGUCGUUUGCUGUGCUAGAGAUGAUGGCUCCCUCGUUGCGAUGCGUGGUAUGAACACGGAGGUCAGCUUGCCCUCUGGCUCGCUCUGCGCAGAGCGAGCGGGCAUUGCACGAGCCGCGACGGAGUUCUUUCAUGCCAACACGAUCAAGGUCAUCGCGGUCGUUGAUCCGUCGGGUGACAUCGCUCCACUUUGGCCCUGCGAGGUGUGCCAAAGUUGGCUUUCCAAGCUCCGUGAUCAGAGCCCGAGGAUCACAGUGGUGGCUUUCCCCGCCAAGGAGAACGACUUUCAGCGCGUUGUAGUGCGCCGCAACGGCAAGGACGUACGGCCACCCACGUCUGUCAGCGCGCGCAGUAGUCUGAAGCAGGUGGUCGAGAUUGCUAGAUGA
This is a messenger RNA of Symbiodinium necroappetens, 396 nucleotides long. The record is from the annotation of a GenBank genome assembly. NCBI's taxonomy places the organism in Eukaryota, Dinophyceae, Suessiales, Symbiodiniaceae.